Messenger RNA from Aphidius gifuensis, 1192 nucleotides. RefSeq names its product myosin light chain 1 (gene Mlc1). Gene Ontology annotation, molecular function: calcium ion binding. Bases 570 to 1043 code for a protein of 157 amino acids. NCBI's taxonomy places the organism in Eukaryota, Metazoa, Arthropoda, Insecta, Hymenoptera, Braconidae. The transcript is spliced from 5 exons. Gene Ontology annotation, cellular component: muscle myosin complex. The record is from RefSeq and is a predicted model, not a curated record.
AGUGCAUGUGCUACAAUACCUCUUGACUUCUGAAAUAGAUUUCAUCUGAUUCAAGCAACUAUACAAGGAAUACGAUGCUUUGUAUAAUCACUUAUUAUUAUUUUUAAUUUUUUAAUUUUUCUUUGAAAGAUAAUUCAAUGAAUAAUUUGCUGAAAGAUCGAUCAAUAAUUAUUCAUUGAUUUUUUAAAGAUAGUUGAAAUAAUUAUAGAUUUAGUAUUGAUCUAGCUAAAUUAAUAGAAAACAGUUAAAAUAAAUCUGGCAACUAUUUAAUAUGAAAAUAAAAUUGUAACAAAACUAUUUAUCGUAGUAGUUAGAAAUAUAACGAUUGAAAACGAAGGUCUAUUGGCUUUUUUUGGAAUUACAGUGUUGCCAGUAAAAAAAGAAAUAAAGAUGUUUCUUUUUUAAUGAUCUUCAUCACAGAGUAUCGCUAUUCUCGGAUAUCAUUUUUUAGGUACAAUUGUGUCGCCCUCUGUAGCGAUAAAUGAAUGUUCCUGGUACCUGGUGCUCGCAUUACUGUUUCGAACUUCAUUCGUUGAUCAUUCAGUAGCCACAAGACAUAUCUAACAGCAAUGACUGACACCCUUAGCCCCAGAGAUCUCGAGAGAGCAGAAUUCUGUUUCUCAAUUUACGAUGCUGAUGGCUCAAAUGUCAUUGACGCCGUUGAUCUUGGCAAUGUUCUUCGCGCCUUAAAUGUAAACCCAACAAAUUCAACAAUUGAAAAAUUGGGUGGUACCACAAAAAAAGGUGAAAAAAAAUUAACUCUUGAAGAAUUUUUGCCAAUAUUUGCCCAAGCCAAAGAGGAUAAAGAUCAAGGAUGUUACGAAGAUUUCCUUGAGUGUCUUAAGCUUUACGAUAAAGCUGAAAAUGGAACUAUGCUUGGUGUUGAACUUACCAAUAUGUUGUUGACUCUUGGUGAGAAACUCGAUGAGAAAGAAGUUGAUAUUGUUGUCAAAGAUUGUAUGGACCCAGAAGAUGAAGAUGGCUUCAUCCCAUAUGCACCUUUCCUCCGUCGAUUGUGUGACAAGGCCGGUGGUGGCGACUAAUCAUCAUAUCAUCAACUAUCCAGAUUCAAGAUCUAAAACAUAAAAUUAUUAUUUUUUUUUUUUUAAAUCAUAAAAAGUAAUUUGUACGCAUUUUAUCAACGUAAAAAAAAAAAUUGAUAAAUCUUACCAGAAAAACAUUAUAUCAUUUA